Messenger RNA from Impatiens glandulifera, 1581 nucleotides. RefSeq names its product golgin subfamily A member 6-like protein 22. The coding region runs from base 1 to 1581 and encodes 526 amino acids. The record is from RefSeq and is a predicted model, not a curated record. NCBI's taxonomy places the organism in Eukaryota, Viridiplantae, Streptophyta, Magnoliopsida, Ericales, Balsaminaceae. The transcript is spliced from 9 exons.
AUGGUAAAGGAAGAUGUGAUGAAUGAGAAGAUUGGGAAGUUUAAUGAGAUUGGGGAUGUGGAGAAUGUGGAGGAUGUGGUCCUCAAGGAUGAUGAUGUGCAGAUUGAGGAUGGGGUGGAUAAGGUGAUUGAGAUGGUGGAGGAAGAUGUGAUGAAUGGUGAAAAAUUUGAGAAGUUUAAUGAGAUUGAGGAUGUGGAGGAUGUGGAGAAGAAGUUGAAUCAUGUGGUGGAUAAGGUGAAUGAGAUGGUGGAGAAAGAUGUGAUGAAUGGUGAGAAGAUUGAGAAGUUUAAUAAGAUUGAGGAUGUGGAAAAUGUGAAUGAGAAGGAUGUGGUCAUCAAGUAUGAUGAUGUGCAAAAGUUGAAUGAUGUGGUGGAUAAGGUGAAUGAGAAGGUGAAAGAAAAUGUGAUGAAUGAGAAUGAUGUUGUGCUGAAGGAUGAGUUUAAUGAGAAGAUUGAGGAUGUGGCUGAUAAGAUGAAUGAUAAGGUGGAGGAGGAUGUGGUGCUGAAGGAUGAUGUGGAGGAAGAUGUGGUGAAUGAGAAGAUUACGGUGAUGAAGUAUGAGGAUUUGGAGAAAGAUGAGGAUUUUGAGAAGAUUGAGGAAGACAAUCAAAAGAUUGAGGAAGAUCUGGUGAAGGAGAAGGUGGAUGUGAUGGUGGUGGAGAAGAAGGAUUUGGAGAAGAAGAAGGAGGACAAGAAGAAUGUGAAGGUGGAGAAGAAGGAAGACAAGGAGGAGGAGGAGGAGGAUGUAUUUGUGGAGAAGAAUAAUAAGGUGGAGAAGAAGGUAGACAAGGAGGAGGAGGAUGUAUCUGUGGAGAAGGUGGACAAGAAGGUGGAGAAAAAGGUAGACAAGGAGGAAGAGGAUGUGGUGGAAGUGAAGAAUACUGCAGUCCAAUAUAAGAGAAAGAGGUUGAGGUCGAAACUACUUACUCCCUACACCGACCCUUCAGAAAAAAAAAUGAGGGUCAAAGAUCCAAUCAAGGUCGAUCAUUUGGUGAAAUUUGAUCUGAAACUGCUGAAAGAGUUGAUGAGUUUGUUGAGGAAAACAAAUGAAUUUAAAAUGGUGGGUGUAAAUACUUGCUCUACAACCUAUAGAAUCUUCAAUACAAUGUUGAGGAAAGCUAAGUGGCUCACUGAUGAGGAUCUUGAAGCUGCAUUUAGGCACAUUUCUAAGUCAACUGAUGCGGUUGAAGAUGACCAUGCAAAUGGUGUUGUGUGCCUAGGGAAUUCCAACGGUCUGCAUUCUAUUGGUUCAAGCAAUAAUAUUUCUUUGCACCCUACUCCUUCUCAUGGAUAUGUGCCAAUUGCUGCCAAAGGGCAUAAAGAAUCUGGUUAUGCAUUGGCAAUGAAUGAUAAUGGAAACCUUCUCAUGUCUGGAGGAAUAAAGAAGGUACCUUCUAAUGGUUGGGGUAGUUCUUGUUUUCUUGGUUGUUGGAUUCAAAAAUUGCAUCGUCUUCGGACCUUACGAGGCUCACCUUGGGAUGACCUACGCUUUGUUGUUGGUCGCCCUUUCUUCACCUUAACAGGUGGUUUUAUGCACAUACAUUGCUUGAUAUUUUCGGGAAUAUCUCAAGUUUCUUCAUGA